This is a messenger RNA of Platichthys flesus (European flounder), 3676 nucleotides long. RefSeq names its product SRP receptor subunit alpha (gene srpra). The coding region runs from base 96 to 2060 and encodes 654 amino acids. Gene Ontology annotation, biological process: SRP-dependent cotranslational protein targeting to membrane. The transcript is spliced from 15 exons. Gene Ontology annotation, molecular function: GTPase activity; GTP binding; ATP hydrolysis activity. NCBI's taxonomy places the organism in Eukaryota, Metazoa, Chordata, Actinopteri, Pleuronectiformes, Pleuronectidae. Gene Ontology annotation, cellular component: signal recognition particle receptor complex; endoplasmic reticulum membrane. The record is from RefSeq and is a predicted model, not a curated record.
CACUUCCUGGCUCUGCGUCUGACGUGUCUAAAACAGCAUUGCACUGGUGGUGGAUUUUAUCAUCUUUAAAGAAUUACCUGAUACGUGGGGGCAAGAUGCUGGACUUCUUCACCAUCUUCAGUAAAGGGGGGAUAGUGCUGUGGUGUUUCCAGGGAGCCGGGGUCAGUGAGUCCUUCGCGGGGCCCGUCAACGCGUUGAUCCGCUCCGUCAUCCUCCAGGAGCGAAGUGGGAAUAAUUCCUACUCUCACGAGGCCCUGAGUCUUAAAUACAAGCUCGACAAUGAGUUUGAGCUCAUAUUUGUGGUGGGUUUUCAAAAGAUCCUGACGCUGACGUAUGUGGACAAGUUCAUAGAUGAUGUUCAGCUUCAUUUUAGAGAUCGUUAUAAGAAUGAGCUGGAGCAGAAGGGUGCACUGAAACUCCUUAACAAUAACUUUGAGUUCGAAGACGACUUCACAAUGCUUCUAAGAGAGGCGGAAGAGAGCAGCAAAGCUCGGAGCCACGUCGCCAUGCGGUCCUUCAAGGAGUCAGAGAAGUCCCAAAAAACUGUGAAGUCCAUGAUUGAGACGAAGGGUGGGGACAAAACCAAGGAACAGGGUGGCAAGAAGAAUAAAAAUACCAAAAAGGAGGCAGCUCCUGCAGCUGAUUCUGCCAAAGGUGACAAGCUCAAGGUCACAUCAUCUGGGCAGAAGACUGUUGAGAAUGGGAACCAGGGCUUGACUCCUGAGGAGGACAUGCAGAAGAAGAGAGAGGAAUUCUUUCGCAAACGCAUUGUGGGAACUACUGAAAAACCCAUUAGUAGCAGUAAGUCUCCAAAGCCCCAGAAACCAAGAGGGAAACGAAUGCGUGUUUGGGACAUGGGAGGCAACAGCACCAAGGAGCUUGACUACAGCAAAAGUAAAGGAGAGGGCUCCACUAACGGUGACGACCAGAGCCUGGAAACCAAAAUGGACCCAGGGAUGCAGGUGAGCUCCAUGGAGGGAGAGCUUCCGCCUGUGGACUACGAGUCCAGUAACGAUGGGGAGAUGGAGGAAGAGGAUGAGAGAGUGGUUGUCAGUGGAACAAGCAAGACAAGCUCCAAAAAGGGUGGCAGCUUUGGGGGCAUGUUUGGGAUGCUGAAGGGCCUGGUGGGCUCCAAGAGCCUGAGCAGUGAUGACAUGGAGCCAGUGCUGGAGAAGAUGAAGGAGCACCUCAUCACAAAGAAUGUAGCAGCCGACAUUGCCUCCAAGCUCUGUGACUCUGUAGCCAUAAAACUGGAGGGAAAAGUCAUGGGCACAUUCACCACUGUGGCCUCUACAGUAAAACAGGCCCUACAGGACUCGCUGGUGCAGAUCCUGCAGCCCAAGCGAAGGGUGGAUAUUCUGAGAGAUGUCAUGGAUGCACAGAGCCAGCGACGGCCCUUUGUCAUCACAUUUUGUGGCGUCAAUGGGGUCGGAAAGUCCACCAACCUGGCCAAGAUCUCCUUCUGGCUGAUCGAGAACGGUUUCACAGUGCUGAUCGCAGCCUGUGACACUUUCCGUGCCGGGGCAGUGGAGCAGCUCCGCACUCAUGAGAGGCGCCUGAACUCUCUGCAUCCCCGGGAGCAGCAUGGGGGACGGCCCGUAGUUCAGCUCUAUGAGAAGGGCUACGGCAAAGAUGCGGCUGGAAUUGCCAUGGAAGCCAUUGCCUAUGCUCGCAACCAGGUCUUUGACGUUGUGCUGGUGGACACUGCUGGGCGUAUGCAGGACAACGCCCCCCUAAUGACAGCCCUGGCCAAACUCAUCGCAGUCAACAUGCCUGACCUGGUGCUGUUUGUUGGGGAGGCUCUGGUGGGCAACGAGGCGGUCGACCAGCUGGUGAAGUUCAACCAGGCUCUGGCCGACCACUCCAUGUCUGACAGGCCUCGGCUCAUUGAUGGAAUUGUUCUCACCAAGUUUGACACCAUUGAUGACAAGGUUGGUGCUGCCAUCUCCAUGACGUACAUCACGGGUCAGCCCAUUGUGUUUGUGGGCACGGGGCAGACCUACAGCGACCUGCGCAGCCUCAAUGCCCGGGCUGUGGUCAGUGCCCUGAUGAAGGCUUAAGCGGCCGCAUGUGCCGCUGUAAGUUCAUCGUCUCAAACAAUGUUGUCACACUGCCGUGAGAUGUUCCAGCCCUGCAAGCCCUCGUCUCUCAUCCUACUGUCCCUCCUGCUCUACUUCGCAUCCAAUGAAGAACUCGUGUCACGCAUUGGACUUCUAUCCUCCCAUCCUCCCAGUAAAGGACAAGUGAACACUCUUUGACCAAAGUGGUCAUUUUGCAAAUCAAAGCCACAGAAACCUACCGUUCCAUUAAUUCUAAACUUUGGGCCAAAUUGAGAAGUACCUCCAUCAAUGAAGUCGCAUCCAAAUGACAUUUUGGCUAUAUGGAUUUAGGCUGUAAAUGUCAUUAGUUUACUGGUUCACUCAGUAAAAGACUUUGACAAUAAAGUCCACACCUGGCAUUUUGUCAGUCACUUUUCCCCCUCUUUGUGUAAAUGAGGUCAGGUCAUGAAGGCUGGCUGGAUGUGACAUUUCAGCAGCUGCCGGUGCCUGAGGAAAGCUUAGUGACCAUAGUGCCUAUCUGUCUCCUGUCCUAGAAGUUAACACUGUCACUACAUUGGUGUUUUUUCCAUAAAGAGUACCAUGACAGUUCAGGUGUGAAAUCACUCCUCAUCCAGUGAAGGUGUAUGAAACAAGCUACAUUCACACUACUGCGAUUUUUAAACACGGCUCUGCUGCUAUGGAAUUCAGAGCUCUUAUAAAUACAGAAGUUUGGAGACGCUGUCGUCCCCGUUUUAUUUUGGAAAACUCUGGGGCUACAGUAUAGUCUGGACUGGCAGAAACAAAGAGGUAGACACUCAACAGCUUGCAGAUUGAGUCUGUUAGCCUUUGCUAAAUUGUUGGCGAGUAAUGCUCUCAAUACCGCUCCGCUGUAUUUGUUUUGCCAUGACUCCCAGUCUUGUGUUUGUCUGCUUCCAUGGUUGCUUAAUACUCCAGUAGCAGUUCCACCUCAUUGUCUGUCUAUUAACACAAAGAAAUCCCUGCUCUUACUUUUACCUAUUGCUGCCUCAUGUGUGUAAUCUUUCUGCAACUAACAACUACCUGCAGAGUAAACGUAUCUGCUUCCUGUGCAUGCAAGCAUUGGGUGAUAUGCGUUUUGUAUUAGUUUGGACAGGGACUAAAACUGAUGCAUAGAUCAAAGGCCGGUGUGGAUGGAGAUUGCUUUGGUUUUAUAAUGGCAUUUUAAAACGUAGUAGUGUGGAUGUAGCCUGUUUACAGGUCAGCCAUAGAAUCAAUCAAGUAUCAAGUCUGUGGAUGUUGUAAUUCUCCUAACACACUAACAACUGUGGUACUAGUUUCAGAUGAAUUAUCUCCCAGAGCUCCUCACCUACAUAACACUGUUAACACAUUUAUCACAAAAUGGACAAAUUGAUCCCCUGGUUUUAAGAGAGGAAAAAAAAUAUACUCCCUCAGUUUCAUUUAAAAAACUUUUUAGUUCUUACCAGUCAGAUCUGAGACUCCUUGGCCUUUAUAUUUAUGAUUUAUAUGAAGAAAUGUAUGUUUCAAUUAUCUCUACUCCCCCCUUUAAUUUACGGUAGAGCAAUAUGAGUGUCAGAAGAUUUGAGCUAAUUUAUGAGAAUGUAAACAUUUCUAAAUAAAGCUGCUAUAUGCUACAACGG